AUGUCGGGGACAGAUUUUCACUUCGAGAAGUUUCUGGGGAAAGGCUCCUUCGGUUCGGUGAGUCUCUUCAAGUUCGACGGAAGACAUGACGGCAAGACACGAUACGCCGCCGUGAAAACCUCCGACGGAAAACACGCGGAAGCUCUCUACAGAGAGUUUCGAAUCCUGUCUCAAUUCAAAGGAUGCUCGGGGAUCGUCCAAUGCUAUGGGACCAGAGUGCAACAGAGUCUCAACGAAGAAGGUCAUAGAGAGUACAAGAUCCCCAUGGAGUACGCGUCCGAAGGAAGUUUGAGGAGUUUCUCCGACAAAUUCAAAGACAGGAAGUUACCGGAUCCGAUGAUCAGGAAGUUUACUUGUAUGCUACUCCAGGGUUUGGCAACGAUUCACCAACAUGGAUAUGUUCAUUGUGAUCUUAAACCGGAAAACAUUCUGGUUUUCCCGAAGAAGGACGCGUGGAAUCGGUCUUACGAGUUAAAGAUUUCGGAUUUCGGAUUGUCGGAGAGAGAUGGAGACAGUAACUGGUGGAGCCCUUCUCGUCUGUUCGCCGGAACACCAAUUUACAUGUCUCCCGAGUCAGUUUCUCACGGCGAGACAGGGAGAGGGCUUGAUUUGUGGUCACUGGGCUGUGUUGUCUUAGAGAUGUAUACAGGGAAGAGGCCGUGGUGGCACAAGAACUACGACUUGGAAGAUCUCAAGAACUGUUACGAGCCAUUGAUCCCCAGCGAUCUUCCUUGUGAUGCGAAGCUCUUUCUCAUGACAUGCUUUGCGCCGGAGCCGGAAGAGAGAAAAGACGCGUUGACGUUGUUGAGAUACAGUUUCUUGCGCGGAUUUGUCAACAAGAUCAGAGAGCCUCCGGUGAUUGUGAAGAAGGAGAAACAGAGAGAUCUUGCUAUGGAGUUGAGAUUGAAGAAUAUUGUUAAGGGGCUUUUGGAAAAGAGGAGUAUGCGUGUAACUGAAGUUAGGCCUGGCAAGACUAUCGAGACCUAA
This is a messenger RNA of Microthlaspi erraticum, 987 nucleotides long. NCBI's taxonomy places the organism in Eukaryota, Viridiplantae, Streptophyta, Magnoliopsida, Brassicales, Brassicaceae. The record is from the annotation of a GenBank genome assembly.